Molecule: messenger RNA, 855 nt
Organism: Acanthosepion pharaonis
Lineage: Eukaryota; Metazoa; Mollusca; Cephalopoda; Sepiida; Sepiidae
Source: the annotation of a GenBank genome assembly
AUGAAAGAAGGAACGGGCGCCCUUUUUCGUAUAAAUUCUUGCUUUAUUCUGUCAAUUUAUGUUUGUGAUGUUACGAUAAUGCACUUACUAUAUCUAUCUAUCUAUCUAUCUAUCUAUCUAUCCAUUUCUCUCUCUCUCUCUCUCUCUCUCGAAUCAACAUAUCAAUGUGUUCGGAUAAAGAAAAUUACCAAAACAUUUUUCCGAAUGGAUGUCGGAACUCCGAACCAGAACGCAAAAGACGCCUGUCAACGCGGGCCAUUUGUUGGGGCAACAUCCUUCUUUCUCAUUCCUGCAAAUACCUCUCCCUCCCCAUGUCCAAUGCCCGGCACAUAUGCCUAUAAGGAUUACACUACAAACUGUGUUGGCAGCCUCAUUGUAGGAUGUCACAAUGAAAAUGAAGUGGAAAUACAAGCGUCCUGUCCUUCAAUGCAUAAAACAGUUGAAAUUGUGCAGUGUUUGUACUACUGGAAAGAAUUGCACAUGGUACACCUGAUCACACAAAAGCCGACCACAGGCACACGGACUACUGGAUAUUGCUUGACAUUUGCAGACAGCAUGGAUAUCAUGAACGUUUAUUCCAACCCCCUUUGCAGCUCUGAUUUGCUUCUGAUAAUGAAUAAGACUCUAAGCAUUCAGCUGACUAAACCAAAAGCGAAAUGCGUAAGACAGAAAGGGCCUGUAGCAUCAUCGGGCAAGCAACAUCAGAAAGGGGACCAUAUCAUCGCUGUACCAAACGGAGGUUCUAACGAACUGAUAAACGGGGCCGACUCAAAUUGGACCCGCGUCUUGUGGCAUCAAAUGCUACUGCCAAUCGUUACAUUUGCAAUGGCCGUGUGCUUGCAGUCGAGCCGGUGA